AUCCCUGGGAGUUGUAGUCUUUAGAAGUAGAGUGAAACAAAGAGCUUUGCAGGCGGAGACUACAAUCCCAGGAGCCUUUGGGCAUACCUGGAAAAGGCAGCCACUUCCUGAAAAGCCGAGAGUGCAAAAGCGUAUUGUCAACCAGAGGGGGCUGAGAGAUUUUGAUGUCCCCAAAUUAAGUGCAUCGCGCGUAGGAAGUGGAUCUAUUAGAAUCUAUUAAAUCAUUGUCUUACUCUCAAGAGUUCCCCUGUUCCUGAUUUGGUUACAUCUCUUGGCGUCUUCGCUGGCUGAGAUGGGUUGCCGUGAUGUCCAUGCUGCAACAGUCCUGGCCUUCCUUUCUGGAACAGCUGCCUUAUCAGGACUCAUUGCUGCAGCUCUUCUGCCUAACUGGAGACAAAUGCGACUCUACACCUUUAACAAAAAUGAAAAGAAUGUGACUGUUUACACUGGGCUCUGGAUUAAGUGUGUUCGCUUUGAUGGGAGCAAAGACUGUGUCAUCUAUGAUACUGAGUGGUACACAGCAAUUGAUCAGUUGGAUUUACGUGUUCUCCAGUUUGCUCUCCCUAUUAGCAUGUUAACUACUGUCUUGGCUCUGUUUCUGUGUUUGAUUGGCAUGUGUAAUACAGCCUUCAUAUCUACUGUGCCCAACAUCAAGCAGGCCAGAUGUCUCAUAAAUAGUGCAGGUUGCCAUCUUGUGGCCGGCCUCUUCUUUCUCCUUGCAUGUGUCAUUUGCUUGACACCAUCUGUCUGGGUCAUCUUUCAUAAUCAAGAACUGAACAAAAAAUAUGAGCCUGUUUUUACCUUUGACAUCUCGGUGUUUAUUGCCAUUGCCAGUGCAGGAGGCUUGUUGUUUACAGCCAUUCUCUUAUUCCUGUGGUAUUGUGCAUGCAAAACACUUCCUUCCCCUUUCUGGCAGCCUCUGUAUUCGCAUGCACCCAGUGUACAUAGUUAUGCCUCCCAACCAUAUUCUGCACGAUCACGCCACUCUGCCAUUGAAAUUGACAUCCCUGUUGUUACACACACAAGCUAAAGAAUGCGUUGGACAAGUCAAGCACCUGUUUGCCAAGGCACUGCAGGUCAAGUGGUUUUUCUAUUACCUUGGAGGCAUAUAUAAAUAUUUUACAAAGGGUGUGUGGAAAGAAUUGCCAUUGUAACUUGAUGGCUUUUAUAACUUCUCUGUCUAAGAUGACUAAAGAUAGGAAUGUAAUUAGAUAGGCAAGCCAAAAUAUUAGAAGUCUUGAAGCUCUUCACAAGUUUCUAAGUUCCAUCAAAACUGAUGGUGAUUGAAUUAAAGUUUGGGACCUUUUUGCUUUUUUAUAUAUUUCAGACUACUUUUUAGUCCAAAUGUUCACCAAAUCUAAAAUACCUGGAUUUUAAUGAUAUCACAACGGUUUUGUAUUUUUUUGUUUAUUUAGAAAAUAUUUAUUUUGUUCAAUUAUGAAAAAAAUAAUCUUUAAUCAAAGAAAAAAGAGAAAUAUAUAUAUAGCAUAAUUCAGUAUAUCAAAAACUGAAAGAGUGAACAUGAGUGCUGCUUGUGACUUUCCAGAAAACUUUCACCUAAUUUAAAACACCUGGAUUUUAAUCAUAUCAUCACUGAUAGCCAUUUUGUAUUUUUUGAGAAUGAUACAUUUGUAUAUCGUGCUUCCUCUGCUUGUACAGAAACAACCAUUUAAUUCUCUGUGCAUUACUAGAGCAGAACUUGAGAGAAUGAAUUUUGGACUCUUGCAUUUUACCAAACUGCAGAGCUGAAGUUGAUGGACAAAUUCAGUCCUGUUCCAAUUCUCAUUUUCCAUUGUCCAUACACAAAAACAAUCUGUUUGUGAACAUCACAGAACUAUAGUUAGACUGCUUCUUCAUGUCUGUGAAAACGAGCUGUAGAAGAUCAAUACAAAAUUUUCUGCAUAGCAAUAGACAGUGCUUUAUAAUACAGCUUUUAUUCCAUAGAAAAUAAUUCUUUAGAGCUACAUCUUUGAAAUAUAUAAUCUAUUUAUAGUUGAAAUUUAUACAAUACAAAACCAAUAAAUUAGCCUCAGGAUUAUAUAAGUGCCCAAAUAAUCUGAAGUCUAGAUUAAUGAGAAUGCUAUUUUAUUUAAACAUAUAGUUCCAUUGCGCUCUGUAGGAUAUUUGUCAAUAACAGAUUUUUGGAUAAACCAGAAUUCCUUUUCCUGCAUUGUUUUAAUACAGAUUUUAAAACUUUUUAAGUUACAGUUAAAUCUACUGUACCAUUGUUUAUCAAUGCCCUCCAAAUUUUAGAUUAUAUUACUGAAUCAGGAUUACUUUUAUGAUUUGCUGUAUUGCAAAUGAACUCCUGAAUGCCACUUUUAGAAUUAAUUAUGACAGUGACCUCAGAGUAUUUUUAUACAAAUAAUCUUGAAUAUGAGAUUAUUUUCAAAGGCAGUGUUUGACUUUAUUUUUUUAAGGACUUCUAGUGCUUUUCUUACAGGCCAGUCUUUUACAUCUUUUGACCUCACUAUUAUUUUUUCUUUGUUGGACAUAAAAGAUUGUUUGUUGUUUUGAGGUAAUUUUUUCCAUUAUGCUUUCUGAAUAAUGAAAAACACUAACAGGCUUGAGCUAUCAAAGCUUCUUUUUUUUAGUAAUCACAAAUAUGGAGCAUGUAGUCUGAUCUAUUCUUUUAAAAAAAAGACUCCACAAAAGGUUCUGAAUAUACUCCCGAAACCAAACUUCACCCUCUGAAGCAAGUCUUGGCUUUUUCAGUUUGUUGAGACUAUAUUUUCUUAAGUAGUUACGCAAGUGUAAGUUCUCCCUAUAAAUGGAAUGCUGAUAAGUGCUUUGUUUUCAUUAGGUAUAUUUUUACAUCUUUCUGAAUGGCUGCCUUUCUUCAAACAGCAGAAGCUUCAGUUGAAGAAAGCUAAAGAUCUUGCUUUGCAGUUUGUAUUUCUCUUAACCAAAUUUCUUUGAAGUGUUCCAUUUUGAUGUUUACCAUGUUUGAAAUUCUAGGUGGAUCAAUCUGAGUCACUGGAGGAUUUUGUUUUGAUUCAGUGAUUCACUGAACCAUUGGGUAUUUUGAAGUCUAUGGGGAUAGGAAUUGUGGUGUUUUAUUUGUUUCUUUACAGGUUAAAUUUGAACGCUUCAAUAAGUGCUUUGUAUUUGCAGUAUGCAAAAAUUCUUCACAUGAAUUUUUCUUCAAAUUCUCAAGUUCAUGUGAAUGAUGAACAGAUAUUGUUCCCAAUGUAUGAGGCAGGCCUUAACUGGCAUGUACAGUAAUUGACAAAGGUGUAAUAUUGAUAAUGCUAGAAUAUGGAAUAAUUUGCAUUUUAUUCCCUCUUCCAUGUAGGGGCUAAGAAUCCACUCACUUGUCUUGCGGAAGAUUAUGUGAUGCUUUCAUAGCCCUUUGAAACUUAUAAACAUGUUAUGCAGUUUUGAUCACUUCCUUUCCUUCUGAGGUACCAGUUCUUGUUUAAUAUUGGGUUGUACCCAGUGGCUGUACAAUUGGAAGGCAGCUUGAACAACCAAUUUCCCUUCCCGUGAAGCCCCCUCUACCCAUAAAAAGCCUCUCCAGAAUAUCAGAGGGCCCUUUGGAACAGCUUGGGUUGUGUCAUCAAGAACUGCAACAUGAAGGGGAAAUUGACUGAAAUCGGACAGAGUGAUCUUGUCCCAACAGAGCCCGGCUCUGUGCAAGGUUUCUCUGUCCAGUUUCAUAUGAUUCCCCCUUUGCACUGAGGUUCUGUGAGAUGCCACUGAGGUUCUGUGAAAGCAACACCCUAAGCUAUAUCUGGAACUUAAAGCAGUGCUGCAAGGGUGAGAGUUCCCACCAUACAUGCUUAAAGCAGCUUUCUAGAUUGUGGAUAAUGUAUUUAAAUAUCUGAAUAUGAAUGAUGGGGAGUGCUUCAAAGGUGGGAGUACUUCUGGUUGAUCGGGUCAUGAUUCCACAUGUGGUGGUUUUGUAUUAAAGCCAUGUGCUACAGGAGCUUAUUCUAGAUGUUGGUAUUUUCAAAAUAGUAACUUCUUUUCUGGUUUUGAGUUCUGUGUUUGGGUUAAUGUUUUAUUUUUGAUUGAUACUAAAGGCACAACAAGCCAAAUGUAUUAGCUGUUGCCGAUUCUUCUUUAAUGAAAGGUUUAUUAAAAAAAAUCUUUUAAAAAUUCUGAUCCUGCUUCUGUAUGCAAAAGCCGAUGGAUUUUAAAUUGAGUUUAAUUGUAAGCUCGCUCUUGAACUUUAUCUUGUUUAGCUUGUACAAACAGAACAAUGUGAAUUUCAGCCUUUGUUACAUAAAACCAUUUCUCUACUUCUGUUCUUGUGUUUAGUAUGCAUAUGCACCUUUUUCUUCAGUUGCCUACUGUAGAAUUCUGGUUUUGACUUUUAGAUAUGUUUGGUUAUGGUUUAAAUUUUUAUGUAAAAUAAAGGAUGUAUUUUUAAUUAUAAA
Rhineura floridana is the source of this 4382-nucleotide messenger RNA. RefSeq names its product claudin 12 (gene CLDN12). NCBI's taxonomy places the organism in Eukaryota, Metazoa, Chordata, Lepidosauria, Squamata, Rhineuridae. Gene Ontology annotation, cellular component: plasma membrane. The record is from RefSeq and is a predicted model, not a curated record. The transcript has 3 exons. Bases 293 to 1030 code for a protein of 245 amino acids.